Molecule: messenger RNA, 1233 nt
Organism: Bathycoccus prasinos
Lineage: Eukaryota; Viridiplantae; Chlorophyta; Mamiellophyceae; Mamiellales; Bathycoccaceae
Exons: 1
Coding region: 1-1233 (410 amino acids)
Molecular function (GO): sialyltransferase activity
Source: RefSeq, a predicted model, not a curated record
AUGCCGGGUGCGAAACGCGCGGGUAAAAGAACGCGCUUCCGUCUUCUGUGCCUCUUCGGUUUCUUCAUUCUCGUCGGGUUUCUUAUUACUCCACGUAAAUCGACGUCCUCUUCUCUGCAGCAUUCAGCAACCACGGGGGCACAUGAUGUUCGCUUUGGAAAUCAAGAUGAGAGAAGCUAUAUGAAGAAUGGCAUCGAAAGAGAAAGAAUAUCAAACUCCUUCUCACGCUCCUCCGUGUCUCGAUUGUCAUCCGAUGACAUUGCAAAUGGUGAUGAUGAAAGCAGUAGUUUAAUUAGUAGCAGCAGCAGUAGCAGUAGCAGUAGCAGCAGCAGUAGCAGUAGGAGUAGUUCAAAUGGCGGUUCCGGUUCCGGAGGACCAAAGAGAACGCGAUUGUUUCGAAACAUGUUCAAAGAUGGCUUCAACGGAGACUUUAUCAUGACGCAGCAAAAAUAUUCGAAACUUGCACGGAAUUCGCCUAUUCGAGUCGCUAAGUACAUGUCACAAUGUCUUUCAGAUAGCCCUCCUCGGGGAUGUGACUUAGAAGCGGCGAAAGCAGAUCCUCCUCGCGGACGAGGCUGGCAACGAGUCGCUCGGAUCACGAAAGAGCUUCUUCACGAGUUUCCAGUCGUCGAUACGCGCUUCAAAGGAUUUCAAAAGUACAAAUCGUGCGCGAUCGUAGGUAACGGCGGGUCCUUGAAGUUAAAGAAGUAUGGUAAGUACAUAGAUGAAGCAGAUGCAGUGAUUCGCUUCAACGGAGGACCUACGACGAAUGGAUUGUCUGACUACGUCGGGAGCAAAACAACUAUCAGGUUCUUGAACACGCAACACCUCGGGUUUCACGAAAGCAAAAAAGAGAUACUUCUACAGCACGUCACGGUAGAGGAAACCAUGCAGAAGUUCAUAAACUUUAAGAAGCGCUUCAAUGGUGAUAUCUAUGUCAUCGAUGGAGACUUUCAUCAGCUUGUUUUGGACACCAUGGAAGAUGGCGCCGCUUCGAACGGUUUCUACGGUUUGCUUUUUGGUUUAGAACGAUGCGAAAAAGUUACUCUUUGGGGAUUCGCCAAAGGAUGGAACAAGCCCACAUCAGAUAGAGCAAAACUUAAGUAUCACUAUUACGAUGAUGUAGAACCAAACGAGAGUCAGCUGAAACGCGACGAUUUGGAAGCUCCGAAAGUUGCAAAAUUUGUAGCGAAACACUCUGACAUAUUCGAAUAUGGAGAGAUGAGCCACUGA